CAUAAGAUUAGAGGCUCUUUCUCCUUGUUGAUAGCAGCUACAAUAGUCUCCAUAAGCAUGUCCGAGAACGAGAAGCAUUAUUUCUUUAGCAGAGUGUUGCAAAGAGAGAAAAGAGAACUGAUAGCAGAUAAAGUGAACUGGCUUCCCAUCGGAUUUUACUAUCUUAAGGUUAGGCGCUGCUGGUAUGAUGAUCCAACAUACAUUAAUGCUGAAAGCUCCGUAGCUACAAGAAGCACUUCAAUCCCUUACUCCUGUAGUGACCACAGACGAUGGUAUGCGGAACUUAUGGCUGAACACCUUUCGAUAAUGGGCGUCCCACAAGAAGAGCAGCCAACUGUCCUUGAAAAACUAUUUCAGGUGCUCCGAGUGGCACGCCCCCUGCGCAUCAUCAAUGUCGUAAUAGCUGACAUUACUGCAUGCUUGUUGGGUGGUUUCCGUGAUGAUGCUACCGUUCAUAGACUUAUAACGGAGGGUCCUGAGGGUCCUGAUCUUCAACUUAAGAUAAAUUAUCAGCAUGAAUCGUGCUUUGAAUUGCUUCCAUUGCGUGAUGUUGACUAUCAUCCUAACACCUCCGAUAGGAUUACAUGGGGAUCCUUUGAUACUGGCAGGCUCAGGUUUGUUCCUGCGACUAGAUCAUCAAUUGAGAGUUUGCAAAAAGUGAGACUCGAUAGUAUGGGAGAGGCUACUAUAAAACAGAACCCGACAUGUAGGAUAUGUACGGAUGAACUUGCCGAAGGAGGCCUAGUUGAUCAACUGAUUGUUCGUUUGCCUUGCGCACACUAUUAUCAUGUACAUUGCAUUGUCCAAUGGCUGGAGGUGAAUCACGUCUGCCCCUUGUGCCGAUAUGCAAUGCCAACCGUGGAAGAGGGGGAGCCAUCGAAUUCCUAAAGGAUUUUAGGCCAAAAAAGAUUCAUGGCUCAGCAUAUAAGGCCAAAUUGUUCUUAGAAUCGUAAAUUGUAUGAUAGUAUUCUCAGUUCCUUGUUUCAUGUUGUGUGAUCUGUAAAAUCUUUAAUUGAGAAUUGAGAUCACUGUUUUAAUCAUUGUGGCU
Fragaria vesca subsp. vesca is the source of this 1048-nucleotide messenger RNA. RefSeq lists its product as uncharacterized. The record is from RefSeq and is a predicted model, not a curated record. Gene Ontology annotation, biological process: protein ubiquitination. Gene Ontology annotation, molecular function: ubiquitin protein ligase activity. The transcript is spliced from 2 exons. Gene Ontology annotation, cellular component: cytoplasm. NCBI's taxonomy places the organism in Eukaryota, Viridiplantae, Streptophyta, Magnoliopsida, Rosales, Rosaceae. Bases 58 to 888 code for a protein of 276 amino acids.